This is a messenger RNA of Esox lucius (northern pike), 4254 nucleotides long. It is a transcript of the gene kcnk1b, whose product is annotated as potassium channel, subfamily K, member 1b. The record is from RefSeq and is a predicted model, not a curated record. The transcript has 3 exons. Lineage: Eukaryota; Metazoa; Chordata; Actinopteri; Esociformes; Esocidae. Gene Ontology annotation, cellular component: membrane. Gene Ontology annotation, molecular function: potassium ion leak channel activity. The coding region runs from base 447 to 1460 and encodes 337 amino acids. Gene Ontology annotation, biological process: stabilization of membrane potential; potassium ion transmembrane transport.
CCCCCCGAUUUCACUUUCAGCAAUAAAGAAUCUCGUUUCAGACAAAACAAAGGGUGUGGUUUCUCUACGCCCAUGGUUUUUGAUCUUACAGUUCCGUCAGUCACUCUAGACAGACGACAAUAGCUAAAGAGCUUUAGACGACGUAAAACGUCUUUCGAUGUUUGUCUCACCUGGGAGGAGAGAUAGGGGAAACCGACUGACGUGACGUCACUCUCGGCCGCCACAUCACCCUCCUCUCGGCUGCGGGCUCGAGCCACCUCGGUGAAAAUGAAUUGAAUUAAUCCGAGGACAGAAAAUAGAGAAGGCGGAAAAAGAAACCAAACCGUUGAAGGGGGACCCAUGCUUAUUCUAGCGUUUCGUUGGCGUUAUAGGACCGUGCACUUGAACUACAUAAGGUAGAAGCUAGAGGAUCUUAGCCGACGUUGUUAAUAAUUGUGUUGUUUAAAAUGCUACAGUGUAUAACUAGCAAUUCAUGUGUGCGGUUGAUACAAACGCACAAAUCGACAUGGUAUUUUUUGUUUUUAGUCUUGGGAUAUAUUUUGUAUCUUAUAUUCGGAGCGGUUGUGUUCUCCUCGGUGGAGCUUCCUUAUGAAGACCUUCUACGACAGGAGCUCCGAACCAUCAAAAAACAAUUCCUCCAAGAUAAUGAAUGUCUGUCGGAAGAACGCCUGGAGAAGUUUUUGGAGAAGGCUCUGGAGGCGAGUAACUACGGCGUGUCCAUUCUCAAUAACGCGUCGGCAAAUUGGAAUUGGGACUUCACCUCCUCCCUGUUUUUCGCCAGUACUGUAUUGUCUACUACAGGUUAUGGCCACACAGCACCACUCUCUAAUGCAGGCAAGGCCUUCUGUAUUGUCUACUCUUUGGUCGGCAUUCCCUUCACCCUCCUCUUCCUCACCGCCGUGGUCCAGCGGAUAAUGGUAUUCAGCACACGCAGGCCCAUCACGUAUGUGUCGACCCGCUGGGGCCUGUCCAAGCCUCUGGUAGCCGUGGUCCAUGCAACACUCCUCGCCAUCGUGGCUGCUUCCUGUUUCUUCAUCAUCCCGGCGGCCAUCUUCUCCUCCCUGGAGGAGAACUGGAACUUCCUGGAGUCGUUCUACUUCUGUUUUAUAUCACUCAGUACCAUUGGCCUGGGAGAUUAUGUACCAGGGGAGUCUGUUAACCAGAGGUUCAGACAGCUCUAUAAAGUGGGCAUCACUGUCUACCUGCUCCUGGGCCUGGUAGUGAUGCUGGUUGUCCUGGAGACCUUCUGUGAGCUGCAGCAGUUGAAGACUCUGAGGAAGAUGUUCUACCUGAAGAAGGAGAAACCCCAGGACCGCCUGGCCAUCCUGGAGCACGACCACCUGGCCUUCACCUCCGUCUCCCACCAGACCAACGCCAGCUCGGUCAAGGAGGGGAAGUGUAAGGAGGUCAGCAUGCCUGUGUUAACCUCCCCUGGCGGGGACGACCCCAUGAUCAGAUAGAGGGGGGGGGGGGUUGUCAAUGCAUCCUGGUUAAACGAGCUUAAAAGGGUUGAGGGAGGAGAAGCGGAGUGGAGGUGAUCAGGUUGGUUGCAUCCUAUUUCUCUGUGCUUUUGAAGUGUGCACUACCUGUCACCAAUUCUCUCCAGGAGAAACUCUGUGGCUAAAACCCUCAGUGGCACAGCUUCCCUUAGCAGGGGGUCUACACUCGCACAAGAAAAAACGCAGAGAAUGGGGAUGCAGCCAAUGAGAGAAUCUAGCGGGCACUCUGGAACAUAGGUGGAUAUGUGUGAGUGCAUUAGAGCAUAAGGAUCAUAAGAAUAAGAUACAAUUUAAAUACGAAAGCUACAACUGUAUUCUUGACAAUUGUUGCUAAUAUUGACAUUUAACGGUUGUAUUUUGUCACCUGUGGGAAACAUAACUAUCACGUUGUUCACUCGCAUCGUAAAAACAGACAUGCUGUAGGGAAAACACAAUAUAACCUUAUGUUGUAGGCUUGUUAACAUAAUACAAAGGGAAGGGUAGCUAUGUUUGGAUUGUCAGAACCUUUUUGAUCCGUUUGGAUUAGGAAUACAUUCACAUGGCAGUCAUUAAACCCAAAUGUACAGGGAGGGGUUGUGUAUCGCCAGUAUACCACAGGGUUGAUCGUCUGUACGACGCAAUGAAGGGUGCCUGAAUACAGGCUAUAACCAUGUUAUAUUGUCCAUAUAUAACAAACCCCUUAUUGCUAUAAUAAACAGCAUACCGAAAUAAUUAGAACAGUCAAAUCUACUUUCUUGCCAUACCUUUGGUGUACGGUAUCAUAUGCCACGGCUUUCGGCCAAUCAGGGCUCGGACGACCCGGCAUGUAAUUCCUGUUAAGCACAAGUAUAAAUACGUAGAUGUGAGCUUCACUGAGAGCGCUACCGACAUGACCCGUUGGGGAACAUUUGAGACGCCAUACAUCACGUAGUGUCUGUAUCUGUAGUGUUUGAUGUAUUUCCUGGUGUAAUUUACUGGAGUUAACAACGCUUGUGGUCAGGCAACCGUUUAUCAGGUAAACAGCGAGUAGCACAUUUCGUCAUUGGGAAUGCCUUGAAUGUUAAUUACAGACGUUUGUUUGGUGCUUAUUUGUGAUGUUAUUCUGAGGUAAACGUUUAGUAGCGCAUGUGCUGUGCGUGUUAGUCACGUGUAUCUGUCUGAAAGAAAGGGGCUUAACUGGGCCUGAUGUGCUGUUUAUUAUACUGCAGGUUGGAAAAAGCUGUUUUUGAAGGGAACUCGACAGAGGCAGGCCUCAAGCAUUUUACACACCUAGAUGAAACAAAGCUGUGUAGAUGCAGUACGUGGGUGGUUCACCAUGACUUUCCAAAGGUUUUUAUGAAAACGCAAAGCACCUUGUUUUUUUUGCCAAGUAUUUUCCUCAGUCAUCGGAUCACAGCAGGUUACCGUAGAUCUUAUGUGGUGAAAAUGGGAUAUUGCUGGAUUGAACAUUUUGUACCUAAGCCGAUUAGUUUGGGAAGUCCUCUCCUGUACCUCAGACUUAAGAUGGCAGAGAGAGUCAUCUAAGGAAAGGAAUAAUUGAUGUCGGUGUUAGUUGCCUGGAAGUCUGUAGGAAGCUUUAGGGCUGCUUUGUGUUUCAGACUUAUUUGCUGCUGAAAAUCUCUUUUCAAAAACAAGAAUAUAAACUAUUUUAGACAUUUUUUUAGAAGAAUCUUAGUAUUUUUUGAAGAUGCUUGUAGUGUUUACGGUGUAUAGUUGAAUGCUGGCAGAAUAUGAAGAUUAAUAAAGUAAAGGUACACUUGAAGAUAGAUCACACUGAUUAACAGCAGGGCUGGACUUCUUUACAUUCAUUUAGACUUAAACAUUUCCCUGGACAACUCUUUAAAGGGACAGUCCACAAUUAAAACCACCUUCUGUACCCUACCCAUUGCUGUAAAAAGCUUAAAGAGCAGGGCUGGAGAAUUGUGACUACUUUCAAAUGUGUAGAAAGAGUAUACAAUGAUAGUUUUAGCUAUUUGAGGCUAGAAUGUUUUAUUUGUUUUGUAUACAUGUACUGUGUUUACAAACGUUGUAAAACAAACUUAAAGAAUAUUUUGGGUUCUGAUGGCAUAGGAGUCUGUUAAACGAAGCUCAAAAGGCAUUCAUAAGACAUUCAUAAAUAAUUAAAGAAUAAAUGCAUACAUAUUUUUAAUUUGUAACUGGUUUUCAGUUAACUGCUAUGUAAUGUUAACUUAAGAUGUGCAAGAAAAAAGUAAAUAUUUGUAAUGAUGUCAUCCUGAUGUACUUACUUAUCUUGCUUGUAGGUAAACACAUCAUACUCAAUCAACACAUUUUACAUUGUAUGAUUAAACUGUUUUAAAUGGGACUACCUGAUUGUAGAGUCUCAGAUGUCAGACUGUAGACAUUUCAUUUAAACAACUGUACUGUUUGUAUUGACGUAUGGAAUUAUGUAUUAUAAUGUUUUUGUCUUUUGUUUCAACUAUAGUUCUUUCCACCAGACUCUUCUACAGCAAACAAUUACCAAACACUGGUUUUAAAUGUUUUGUAAUUGUGUGAACAAUCACUUCCUAAGGGGACUUGACAGUUGCAUUGAUAUUUUGCUGUUAAAAAUAGGCUGUUUGCAAAGCAGUGUUCUGUUCUUUGAAUGACAGAUAUGCCACAUUGGUCUUUUAGCACAAUUUGUUUAUCUUCCAAUCCUGGUCUGUGUUGCUGUGUGAUGUGCAGUUUUCAGUGGCCUGUGUAUCUGCAACAAGACAAUAUCUAUGUAUUAUCGUGCUUUGUUUCAUUUCUCAUAGAAAUAAAUGCAGAUUUCAGUCAU